Molecule: messenger RNA, 1812 nt
Organism: Alternaria arborescens
Lineage: Eukaryota; Fungi; Ascomycota; Dothideomycetes; Pleosporales; Pleosporaceae
Exons: 2
Coding region: 1-1812 (603 amino acids)
Source: RefSeq, a predicted model, not a curated record
AUGGUCAAGAGCAUUAACUACCCUUUAUCAGAGGAUAUCCAGAAAACCUACAUAGAUGUUGUACAAACGAUCGAGGAAAAGCCCGCUUCCAAGGACCAGUUCGAGAACAUAUCCCUGCUUUUAGCCUUCCAGGAGCUUGGGAAGAUCGCGGAAGGUUACAUCGAGUACGCCAACGAAUACGGUUAUGUGGAAGACUGGGUAGAAACUCGCUUCAACGAUGACGAUGUCUUCCAACGUCUAAGUCAUGCAUGCAUAGGUUAUAUCGAGUAUGAGCAUCAGAAGACGUCGGCUGACGGCGAGUUCUUCAAGAUGAUGCGAGCUGGGUUGAAGUCAAUAGCACAUGCCUACAACCCUCCCUCCGCCGAAGGAGAAUUCUUCGACAUGGUUAGAGCUGGUAUGAGGACUAUGAAGUACGCCUACAAUCCUACGCCAAUGGAUCUGCUUUCCUGCCCGCCCUUGCCAGACGCACUGCAAAGAGUAUAUCGCCAUAUGGGAUACACACCAUUCGAAGACAUAAUCUUUCUGGAUAUGGUAGCUUCAUUCGAGAAUGUUUACUUCUGGUGUGCUUGGGGUCAUGUCUGGACCGAACGCUGGGAUGACGAAUAUUUCUGCGACCGUAGGCAGAACCAAUACUGGUGGACACCCAACAUACUCGACUACCGCGAUGUCCCGACAGCCGUCACAUACAUGUACGAAACCACCAAUGGCCUCGGUCGCGCUGAAGGUGUUGUCUUUCGAGAUCUGGUUGAGAUGAUUGAACAGUACAUGGAGUAUACCAACGACUUCGAUAACUGGAAUGACCCAAAGAUUGCCGCUUUCCGCGAAUUCUCGGUAGUGAUUGACUACGUCUCGUAUGCUUGCCCAGACUACCAGUGGUUCCAGCGAUUUCUCAGCCUGCCUGGGGAGCUCCGAGAGAAUAUCACGCACGUGUACCUCUUGCUCGAGAGUGAUGCUGGUCGCCUGAGUAAGCACCAGCACUACGAUCAGUUCAGUAACCCAUGCUGCACAUGGAAGUAUCCCUGGGAGCUUAUUGCUUGCGACAAUCAAGAGGCGAAAGCAUUCCCAGAGGCUAGUACAGGUCGAUGUCCCAUGGGUUGGUUGCCAAACCUUGCAUUUGUAAGCCAUCAAAUGCAUGAGGAAGUCCUCGUUAUGAUGCUGCGACGGACCGAGCAGUUCAAUCUGAAGUAUAUGUUUCGCAACACGGAUUUCAAAAUUGCGACUUGGUUUAGCAAGUUCCUCAAGGCGAUUCCGAGUAACGGAGGUGAAGAGGCGGUGAGACAUCUCAACUUUCCACACAUGCACUGGUUCAAUCAUGGACGCAAUUCACCAGCUCUGACCAACCCGAGCUUAGACUUGGCCAUUGUUUGCAAAAAGCUGCGCAAACUCGACAUGACCUUCCAUGUCGACAAGGUAAGCAUAGGUAACGAAUCCACAAGUUAUAAGCGCAAAUCGCUUCCCCUUCCUGAGGUUAUUAAUCGCUUCAAACUGGAGACAAUUUUCGGCUGUAGUAGCCUAGAGGAAGUGUAUAUUGACGGUAUAUACGUCCGACCAACGCAAGGAGGCGUCAUGACAGAUUUGGACGUGCUAGAGGACCUUGGCAAGUGGAUGAUGAUGGGCUUCCUCGUUCGGCGAAACUUGGAGCGCGGUAUCCAAGUCGAAUUGGCGCGCCGAUGGGGCGCUUGGAGAGGACGUGCUGGUGGGGUCCUGGUUACCCUAAAUAACACCGACAUGGCACACGUCAUGACGCGCAUCGGGUUCAGAAACGCGUAUACAAAGACUCUGGCUAUGGCUGGGCCUGCUCCGAUCAUAUAG